AUGCCUACACAAUUCGAGCUCAACUACGAUCCAUUUGACUUGAAAAAGACGAGGAAAAUCACGAUUUCCCUACUGAAAGAUGUCAAAAAUGGAGAAGAACUCGCGAGAAAGAUCAAAGAAAAUCCUUCAGCUGCGACGAUUCUUGAUGGAAAACAUUUUGCGGAUCUCUUCGUGAUUCUUGGUGGAAUAAAUCAAGCUCUGAGCAACGAAACCGCAAAUUGUAUGCACGCGAAAAACAUCUACACUGAGGUAAUCUAUUGUUUGAGCCCGAUGAAAAGAAUCGAUGAAACGCUAAAAGUUUUUGGAGUAAAUGCGGAGACAAAACAUAUAUUGGUGAUAUGUUUUGAUGAAGAGCCGGAAAUCCUUUCGAUAAUACAAGCAACGGAGACAACACUGGAAGCACUUCAAUCCUUGGCCGACGAGGCAUCGAUUCGAAAAGUUUAUGAACUUAAAGAUAUUCCCUCGGAUUGUCUCUCAAAUGCAAUUUUGACAAAGAUUAGUUCAAAAGAUACCAAA
Mesorhabditis belari is the source of this 516-nucleotide messenger RNA. Lineage: Eukaryota; Metazoa; Nematoda; Chromadorea; Rhabditida; Rhabditidae. The record is from the annotation of a GenBank genome assembly.